GGUUAUUUUCCCUAACCUUUGGCUGUAAGCUGAAAUCAGUAGCAAUCGGUUGUUUUACCUUAUAAUAAAUAUUUUGAAUUUUGCUAUCAUUGAUUGUUGGAUGCCAUGAUUAUUUGAUUUACAUUAUUAUAUUUAGUUUGUUUAUAUAACUUUGAAUUAUUUUAUAUGCCCGGCUAGUUUUUUUUUUUUUUUUUAUAUUGGCUAAUUUACGUGUUUUCAAUAUGAGUUCUGGAUUUAUUUCUGAGACUGAAAUAGCAGAAAAAAGAAGAGUAAGACAAGAAGAAUGGGAAAAAGUCAGGCAACCCAAUCAACCAUUAGAGGCUCCUGAAGAAGAAUAUGACCCUCGAUCACUAUUUGAAAGACUGGAAGAACAGAAAAAAAAGAAAGAAUUGGAAUAUGAAGAAACUCACAGAUUAAAAAAUAUGAUAAAGGGCCUUGAUGAUGAUGAAAUAGAGUUUUUGGAUCUUGUUGACAGAUCCAAACUAGAAGAAGAAAAAAAGAAAAGUGAAGAAGAAAGACGUGAGAUUGCUGAUUUUAGGAAUAAAGUUGCAUCUCUGCAUGAGCAAAGUCUCGAACAGAGAAUUCAACACGAAAUCAGGCAACCUUUCAGGAUUAACAAUAAUAUUAAAAGUGGAAGAACAUCACAGACAAAGCUUUUAGCAGGAGCUGUCAUUAAAAAACGGCCCUCUGAAACGAAAAGUGAAGCAAAAGAGAACCCUAAACGUCUUCGGCCUCUAUCUGAGGAUAAUAAUAAUGAAGGUGUUGAUUCAAGUGAAAGAGUAACUGUCACAACAGAAAAUGAUCAACCUAAAGCAGGUAGCUUGACAUGUAUAGGAAUUCUUCCAGGAGUUGGGAAUUAUGAUAUUUCCAGUGACGAAAGUGACUGCAGUACUGAUAUCGAAGAAGAUAAAGUUAGAUAUGAUCUUUUAGGAAGGCGAAUCAAAAAGAAAUGUAAAAGUGGCAGCGAGAGCGAUUCAUCUAGCUAUGAACAUUGUGGUGGGCCGAGUAUAGAAAGUCUGGUAUCCAGUGAUGAGGACUAAAGAAUUCGCUUUACUUUUUCUUCUUGAUAUGUAAUAUUAUCGAAUUUAGGAUUUUAUUUCUUAAGGAAACCAAGCAUUGUCUGGGGAUAUUUUUGCCUCAUUCAUCACUAUUCUUUUCAGAUUCAAAAUUAGCCAUUUUCAUUUAAUACUUUUCAGGUAAUUCUUAAGUUUAAUUGAUGUGAAUAAUUUGAUUGAAAUACAUAUUGAUUUUUAAACACUAUUUUGUGUUAAUAAAGUUAAUUUUAAC
Molecule: messenger RNA, 1287 nt
Organism: Nezara viridula (southern green stink bug)
Lineage: Eukaryota; Metazoa; Arthropoda; Insecta; Hemiptera; Pentatomidae
Source: the annotation of a GenBank genome assembly